AUGUCCGAAGUCGUAUAUAUCACCACUGAACCCUCAGACCGGAUUCAAGUAAAAGGAAUCACCCAGACCCCUGAUUUGAUCCACCCACAGCUAAUUGAAAGCGUCGACGCGAUCAAAGGCCGCCAAUUCCGCGUUUCCGGUCCCAUCCCCAAAGGCGCCUGUCUCCUCAUCGACUCCCCCUACGCAAUCAUCCCCGUCGUCGACGAACCCGCCCACAACGACAAUCUCAUCUGCAGCAAUCCCGCUUGUAACCGGCAAGCACCCCGCCACAUCCGGACUCCAUGUCCGAAUGCCUGUAUCCCAGAUGUGACGUGGUGCGACAGCACAUGUCGCGACGCUGACAGUCUCCGACAUGGGUUUGAAUGCGCUUGGCUCAAACGGUAUGCGGGGACUAUUCGGUCUAAAUGGAGUGAAUAUGACUUUGGCAUGCUGUGGGUGAUUGUUCGAUUGCUUGCUGCGCGACAUUGUCAGUUGCAUGAGGUCGGUGUUGCCGAGUCGACGGGGCAUUGGAAGCCUGGAUGGAGUGGUAUUGAAUCGCUUUGUGGUUCUGAGGAGACUUGGCCCCAUGACAAGGUCCGAUCAUGGUCUGUUCUUGUGAAGAAGUAUCUUAGGAGUAGUCCUGCUCUUCCGCAUGAGAUGACUGCCGAUCGUGUUCUUCAUCUCAUUUGUCAAGAAGAGGCAAACUCCUUUGGUCUUUACCCACGAGAAACAGGCCAUUUCCCCGUACCGAACCCUCCUGUCGAUCGAGGAGAGCAAUUCGCGGCUGCUGUUUACCCCACCGCGGCAAUGGCUAAUCAUUCAUGUCUGCCAAAUAUCAUCCAUAAAGCCGACGACAAGGGACGGAUGGUCUUUACCGCCUCCCGUGACAUUUAUCCGGGCGAGGAGUGUUGCAUCUCGUAUUUCGACCUCACCCAAUAUUCGGAUCUAACUUCACGUCGCGAGCAUCUUCGAAAAUCGUUUCGUUUCGUGUAUCUAAAAGAAACUUACUACAUAGCACUAUACCACAAUACAACGUAUGAUUGA
Molecule: messenger RNA, 1023 nt
Organism: Penicillium digitatum Pd1
Lineage: Eukaryota; Fungi; Ascomycota; Eurotiomycetes; Eurotiales; Aspergillaceae
Product: SET domain-containing protein
Cellular component (GO): nucleus
Molecular function (GO): protein binding
Source: RefSeq, a predicted model, not a curated record